GGGAAUACAUUAUCCCAUCCUUGGCACACAGGUUUAUAGCAGAGAUGGUGGAUUUCUUUAUUCUUUUCUUUAUAAAGGCAACCAUUGUCUUAAGUAUUAUGCAUCUCAGUGGAAUAAAGGACAUUUCCAAGUUUGCUAUGCAUUAUAUAAUAGAAGAAAUAGAUGAAGACACAUCCAUGGAAGACUUGCAGAAAAUGAUGAUAGUGGCCCUUAUCUACAGGUUGUUAGUCUGCUUCUAUGAGAUUAUCUGUAUUUGGGGAGCUGGUGGGGCAACCCCAGGGAAGUUUCUGCUUGGACUUCGAGUUGUGACGUGUGAUACAUCUGUACUUAUUGCACCAAAUCGUGUGUUAGUGAUUCCAUCCUCUAAUGUUAGCAUAACAACGUCUACAAUACGAGCCUUGAUCAAGAAUUUUUCUAUUGCUUCCUUUUUUCCUGCAUUCAUUACGCUGCUAUUUUUUCAGCAUAACAGAACAGCCUAUGACAUUGUAGCAGGAACUAUUGUGGUAAGAAGAAAUGGAGUCAGAUGAUACUAAAAGAAGCCCAGAUUACCAAACUUUUUUGAACUCCUAAAAAACAAAGUAAAGAAGACCAUCAGUAUUGGUUGCCCAAAUUAACUGGAGACAGAUUCAGAUGUUAAACAAUGAGUCAUUCCAGUAUGGUGCCAGUGAUUAUCUUGAAAGUAUUGAUUUUUCUUAAAUGCCAAAGACAUUUCAGAGAAAUAGUACCUAUUCAAUUUGGAAGUAUUAACAUUAGAUUGACAGGAAGGAAACUGGUUAUAUUUAUCCAUAAAGACAGUUUCUCUCCAUCUCCAGAAAGGAGAUGCCUGGAAAUAUUGCCAUCCUAAAAAGUACUAGUUCUACAACUUGAUUAUUUUAUGGCAAAAAUAAGUUGGAGAAUGUAGUUGUGGUCUAUGUUGGUGUUUACAAAACACAUUACAGAAACUAUCCCUUAGAAGGGAUUGCAGUGUUUCUUGGGGGGAUGGAGGCAGAAAUAUAGCUAAUAAUGUGUUGCCAUUAAACCGAUACAUUGUGCGGUGGUUGGGUAUUAUCAGCCCCUAAAAGGCUUAGUGAACUCCUUCACUUCAAGCAUUGUAUUCCUUCACCACUUUUCAAAUGUGUUCUUUAAACAUGUAUUGUGGCAGGUUUUUUGCAUGAUUGUGUUAAGCAUUAAGUCACUAUUUAUGUCUAUCCUAAUGAAGAGGUAAAUUAGGUUACCACUUCUUUGUGGGAAGAAUAAAUUACUGUGGUAUUUGUGAAAUAGGUUUGUGUAAAUAACUUCAGAGCUAUAAAAUUAACAGUAUAGAUCAUGGUAACAAAAGGUGAAUAUGGUUGCUUCCGUUUGUUGGGGAAGGAAAGUUUUUACUUCCCUCAAAUUGUUGCAUAUAGACUAUGUAAACUGAUAUAAACUCCACCUAUGCAGCAUGUAGAAAAUAUCAACCAGAACACAAAUUAUAGCUAAUUUUAUAGAUAAGUUCAAAAAUUGGUUUUCACUUUAUAUUUUAAAAUUCUGCCUAAUCACUGCUAUAUGCAGAAUAACUUGGAUACCUACUGAUGAAUAAAGAAGCCUAAUAUUUUGCAUGAUUA
Messenger RNA from Terrapene triunguis (Three-toed box turtle), 1583 nucleotides. It is a transcript of the gene FAM8A1, whose product is annotated as family with sequence similarity 8 member A1. Bases 45 to 527 code for a protein of 160 amino acids. Lineage: Eukaryota; Metazoa; Chordata; Testudines; Emydidae. The transcript is spliced from 4 exons. The record is from RefSeq and is a predicted model, not a curated record.